This is a messenger RNA of Medicago truncatula (barrel medic), 2636 nucleotides long. Its product is annotated as germinal center kinase 3. Bases 111 to 2249 code for a protein of 712 amino acids. Gene Ontology annotation, biological process: protein phosphorylation. The transcript is spliced from 19 exons. NCBI's taxonomy places the organism in Eukaryota, Viridiplantae, Streptophyta, Magnoliopsida, Fabales, Fabaceae. Gene Ontology annotation, molecular function: protein kinase activity; ATP binding; protein serine/threonine kinase activator activity. The record is from RefSeq and is a predicted model, not a curated record.
CUCUCUCUCUCUCUCUCUCUCUCUCUCUCUCUCUCCGUGUCGUUGUUGUUCAUCUUCAUCAUCGCAACACCACAACCGUAAUCAUAGCUUCCUUACGAUCGCUCAGCAGCAUGAAGGAUAAAGAUAGAGAUAAGGAAAAGGAAACAGAGAAGAAAAAGUAUCCUAUCGGAGCCGAACAUUAUCAACUUUACGAAGAGAUUGGUCAAGGCGUUAGUGCUUCCGUUCAUCGCGCUCUCUGUGUUUCUUUCAAUGAAAUCGUCGCCAUCAAAAUUCUCGACUUCGAACGCGACAACUGCGAUCUGAAUAAUAUAUCUCGUGAAGCACAAACAAUGGUACUAGUGGACCACCCUAACGUGCUAAAAUCACACUGCUCAUUCGUGAGUGAUCACAAUCUAUGGGUUGUGAUGCCAUUCAUGUCGGGUGGUUCAUGUCUUCACAUAUUGAAAGCUGCACAUCCUGAUGGAUUUGAAGAGGUUGUUAUUGCAACUGUGCUCAGGGAGGUAUUGAAGGGUUUAGAGUAUCUUCAUCAUCAUGGUCACAUUCACCGUGACGUUAAGGCGGGUAAUGUUCUCAUUGAUUCUCGCGGUGCGGUUAAGCUCGGUGAUUUCGGUGUAUCUGCUUGUUUGUUUGAUUCCGGUGAUCGGCAAAGGUCGAGAAAUACUUUUGUUGGCACACCUUGUUGGAUGGCCCCUGAAGUCAUGGAGCAAUUGCAUGGUUAUAACUUCAAAGCUGACAUUUGGUCAUUUGGCAUAACUGCAUUGGAGCUUGCCCAUGGCCAUGCUCCUUUCUCAAAAUAUCCACCAUUGAAGGUACUGCUUAUGACUUUGCAAAAUGCACCUCCAGGCCUUGACUACGAAAGGGACAAGAAGUUCUCUAAGUCUUUUAAGCAGAUGAUUGCUUGUUGUUUGGUAAAAGAUCCUUCAAAACGACCCUCUGCUAGCAAGUUGUUAAAGCAUUCCUUCUUUAAGCAAGCUCGCUCCAGUGAUUAUAUUACGCGAACUCUUUUGGAGGGCCUGCCUGCUUUGGGUGAUCGCAUGGAGAUUCUAAAGAGAAAAGAAGAUAUGCUUGCACAAAAGAAAAUGCCUGAUGGGCAGAUGGAGGAAUUAUCACAGAAUGAAUACAAACGAGGUAUUAGUGGCUGGAACUUCAAUCUUGAAGAUAUGAAGGCUCAGGCUUCCUUGAUCAACGAUUUUGACGAUGCUAUGUCAGAUAUCAGUCAUGUGAGUAGUGCAUGUUCCUUAACUAAUCUUGAUGCUCAAGAUAAGCAACUGCCAAGUUCAAGUCAUAGUCGUAGCCAAACUGCUGACAUGGAGGAAAGUGAUGAAAUGCAUAAUCAACUAGCUUCUGUUCCGGAAGUUGAUUCCACAAUAAACGAUGUCAAGACAAGAAUUGAAAAAUCUGAUGAUGACUCCAGCAUCACAAGCUCAAGCCACGAACCACAAACUUCUUCCUGUCUUGAUGAUCAUGUGGACCAUAGUUUAGGUGAUAUGGAAAAUGUUGGAAGAGCUGCUGAGGUUGUUGUGGCUACUCAUCCUCCUCUUCAUAGGAGAGGAUGUUCAUCAAGCAUAUUACCGGAAGUUACUCUUCCACCUAUUCGAGCAGAAAGCAAUAUCAAUGACAGUGAGAAGCUACAAAAUCUGUCUACAAACGUCUCAAGUGCCAAUGCAAUUUUAGUAACACACACAGGAGAUGAUGUGCUUACUGAGCUUCCUUCUAGAGCCUCCAAAACAUCAGCUAAUUCUGAUGACACUGAUGAUAAAGCAAAGGUACCAGUUGUUCAACAGAGAGGACGUUUUAAAGUUACAUCUGAGAACGUUGACCCGGAGAAGGCGACCCCUUCUCCUGUACUGCAAAAGAGUCACAGCAUGCAGGUUGGUUGUUUAGAGGUUAUGAGCCAGCAUAAUGCAACUCCUCUACACUCACCUUUACCAUUAUUAUCACCAAUAUCUGAUGCCACGCCAUCAAAUAUUUCUUGCUGUUCUCUGUUCCCUGUGUUGCAUUCUGUGCUGCAGACAAAUAUUCUUCAGAGGGAAACCAUUCUAACUUUAAUGAAGCAAAUUACUGUGGGUGAAUCUGCUGCUGAUAACACAAAUGCCCCUGCACAGAUAGCAGCAAUGGAGAAAUCCUUGCUUGAAUCAGCUCACGAGAGGGAAAAGGAGUUGCUUCAUGAGAUAACUGAUUUGCAAUGGAGGCUCAUAUGCACCCAGGAAGAGCUUCAAAAAUUGAAAACAGAUAAUGCUCAGGUGUGAUUGGAUUGUCAGAAGUGAUUCUGUUGUUUAAGUGGAUGCUUGGAUUUUCCUUAAAUCUAAGUUCUUCGUGGGCACUUAAUAAGUUUGAGGUGUUAGGAGAAAGCAGAAUUGUGACCGGUAGAACAACCAUUUACUAGAAAUUGAGUACUUUGUUACUUUUAGGUUCUUUUUAGGUGAUAAGAAAUUUAUCAUGGUUGCUUGUUUUUUUGGCAGCCUAUUAGCUCCUUGUUAGUGCAGAUUUGUUGUUCAUAAUUAUUUUUGUAAAUGAUUUUAGCAUUAUUUCCUGCUUGUAAAUUAUAGUGCACGUCAUGAAACUUUCUGAACCUACAAAUUUUUAAUUUUUUUUUGGAUAAUGAACCUACAAUUUCUUCUUUAGUAUUCAUUCAA